Suillus paluster is the source of this 3164-nucleotide messenger RNA. Its product is annotated as glycosyltransferase family 2 protein. Bases 263 to 2908 code for a protein of 881 amino acids. Lineage: Eukaryota; Fungi; Basidiomycota; Agaricomycetes; Boletales; Suillaceae. The record is from RefSeq and is a predicted model, not a curated record. Gene Ontology annotation, cellular component: cell periphery; cell septum. The transcript has 21 exons. Gene Ontology annotation, molecular function: chitin synthase activity.
AUAGCAAGUGUAGUAACCCAGACUUUCCUUUUAUGGACAUUUGAUUGUCGAGCGGACAACGGUUGAGACUGAGUACCUUCUCUAGCUUCAACCGCAUCGACAGUCUUUUCGACAAAGAUUCCUGUCUCCUACUGCAGUCGUUCCUUCUAGUCUCUAAGUUCUCUCUUUGACUCGCAACACUCGUUUUGUGCGACUUAUUUCGACUUUGUUUCGCCACGUAAAACUAUCACUCGUUCACACCCUCAAAUAUUUUAGCAGAAACAUGGCAUAUCGCCAACAAGAUCCCUACUACAAUUCUGCACCGAGUCCAGCAAUUAUCCCAGGUUUCCCCCCUUCAGCGCCUACUAAUCAUGCCCAACAAUACAAUGAAUAUGAUACCCAAUGGGACGACAGGUCUGCCAAAUCCGUACAGAGUAGCCAAUUCCAUGGUUCUCAGGUGGCCCUCAAUCCCCAGUAUGAGAAGAGUCAGGUCAACAUACACACUCCUCCCGUCCCAGCAAUGCCAUACCAUGCAUACCAACAAGACUACCCUCCCGUCCAGCCACAUCCUGGUAUGCUCAGAGAAAUGAGUACCGGUUAUUCUGUAGCCAGGGAGAAGCUCAUGAAACGUCGUUCUGUCCGCCAUGUUGAACUUCAAAACGGUAAUUUGGUUCUUGACGUCGCUGUCCCUACGCACAUCGUCCCAAAGGGCAUGAACGGCGCCGAGGAAAUGACCAAGAUGCGAUACACCGCUGCUACAUGCGACCCCGACGAAUUCAUGCGCAGGAAAUAUUCUCUCAGGCCCUAUCUUUAUGGCCGCCAUACUGAACUUUUCAUCGUGAUGACAAUGUACAAUGAAGACGAGGUUCUGUUUGUCAAGACUAUGAACUCGGUUAUCAAGAACAUCGCGCACCUCUGUGGUCGGACCAGGUCCAAAACUUGGGGCCCCGAGGGAUGGAAGAAGGUCGUAGUCUGUGUUGUCUCAGACGGACGCAGCAAAGUCAACAAGCGGACGCUUCAAGUCCUCACUCUUGUGAGCUUACUGAUGAUGGGUUUGGUUUGCAUCCCUGCCUUAUAUGAUUUCCCUAGAUGGGAUGUUACCAAGAAGGGUAUCGCUAAGGACUCGGUGGCAGGGAGGGAUGUCACUGCUCACAUCUUCGAAUAUACUUCAAACGUUGUCGUCACAGAGACUGGGGAGGUCUCCACUGGUGUUUGCCCUGUUCAGAUCAUCUUUUGUUUGAAGGAGCAGAACAAGAAGAAGCUCAACAGCCACCGUUGGUUCUUCAAUGCUUUUGGUCCCUUGAUCAACCCGAAUGUCUGUGUCCUUCUGGACGUCGGCACCAAGCCGACCGGCACUUCAAUCUACGAAUUGUGGAAAUGCUUUGAUAACCACUCCAACGUCGGAGGAGCCUGUGGAGAGAUUUGUGUCGACACUGGCACAGCUUGCUCACUCCUCCUGAUGAGUCCUCUAGCUGCUUCCCAGAACUUUGAGUACAAAAUGUCCAAUAUCCUCGAUAAACCUCUCGAGAGUGUCUUUGGUUACAUCAGCGUGCUUCCUGGUGCAUUUAGCGCCUACAGAUACAAGGCCCUUCUGAACGGUCCUGAUGGCAAGGGUCCUCUUGCCUCGUAUUUCAAAGGGGAGGCUAUGCAUGGUGGAGGUGCUGACGGUGCUGGGCUGUUUGAGCGAAACAUGUACUUGGCCGAGGAUCGUAUCCUGUGCUUUGAAAUUGUCACCAAGAAGCGGGAAGGCUGGAUUCUUAAAUACGUCAAGAGUGCCAAGGCUGCUACUGAUGUCCCCACAACCGUCCCCGAAUUCAUCUCUCAACGUCGCCGAUGGCUGAACGGGUCCCUGUUCGCUUCUUUCCAUUCGACGAUCUUCUUCUACAGGAUCUGGACAUCUGGGCAAAAUCCUAUUCGUAUGCUUGUCCUCCAGAUUGAGUUCAUCUACAACGCAGUCCAGCUCAUCUUCACGUGGACGUCGCUUGCGAACUUUUACCUGGCUUUCUUCCUUUUGGUUUCAUCAGCAACCACGAGCACCGAUGGUGCUUUCAACUUCUUGAGCCAAGGAGCGGGUCAAGACGUAUUCCAGGUCUUCUUGAAGCUCUACAUCGCCCUCCUGUUCGUCGUCACCGUUUGUUCGUUAGGAAACCGGCCACAGGGCUCCAAAUGGAUUUAUGGGCUUUGUAUGAUACUCUUUGGUAUUUGUAACGUGAUCACCCUUUGGUGCGCCGGAUGGACAGUGUACCUUGCUGUACCACAUACCCUCGCUGGAUGGAAGGACUUCCCCAAUCUCGUCGCUACAAACCAAGCCUUCCGGGAGAUCGUCAUUUCACUUGCUGCUACGUAUGGCUUGUACCUCUUCUCGUCGAUCAUGCACUUGGAACCAUGGCACAUGUUCACUUCCUUCAUCCAAUAUAUGUUCUUGCUCCCGAGUUAUGUCAAUAUUCUGAUGAUGUAUGCCAUGUGUAACUUGCACGAUGUUACUUGGGGAACCAAGGGAGACAAUGGUGCUGCGAAGGAUCUCGGUGGAGCUAAGAAAGUGAAAGGCGAGAAUGGGAAGGACAUGAUGGAAAUCGAGAUCCCUACCGCGCGCGAAGACGUCGACCGCAUGUGGGCAGCUUCCCGCUCAGCACUGAAGAUGAAGGCCCCUGAAGAGAAGUCGCACCGUGACGCUGAAACAAAGCAAGCCGACCACGACCGUAACAGUCGUACCAACGUUGUGCUUGCAUGGGUGGGGACGAACAUGCUCAUGAUCCUUGUCUUCACUUCACAAGCCUUCUUGAAUUGGGUGAACGCCCAUUUUGCAACUUCUCAAGGCUCAAGUUUCAAUCCAUACUUGAGCUUCCUUUUCUUCGCGCUCGCUGGCCUUUCAGCAGUCCGAUUCGUUGGAUCCCUCCUCUACCUCAUCUUCCGACUAUUCGGACACUAAGAAUAUGUCUUGAAUACCCAUUCUACAUCUGCCAGAUCUGUACUUUUUUCGAGAGUUGAUCUCUUAGUCCGAUUCGAAUUCGGUGUCAUUCCUUUUGAAGUAUUCGAUUACAUAGAUAAGUACUUGUUGAUGACUAGGGUAUUUUGGAUGUGCAUGUAAUUCUACUUUUGUCUGUUGUCUUAUUGGACUUUAGUCUUUGGUGCUCUAAUACGUGCAUGUGUGUGGUGCCAGGUGAUAUGCAUAUAUUUUGGACGUG